This is a messenger RNA of Poecilia latipinna (sailfin molly), 1476 nucleotides long. RefSeq names its product vesicle-trafficking protein SEC22a-like. Lineage: Eukaryota; Metazoa; Chordata; Actinopteri; Cyprinodontiformes; Poeciliidae. The record is from RefSeq and is a predicted model, not a curated record. The transcript has 5 exons. The coding region runs from base 707 to 1399 and encodes 230 amino acids. Gene Ontology annotation, biological process: endoplasmic reticulum to Golgi vesicle-mediated transport.
UUUCUCUGAGAUGUGAAUUCAUUCUACUUUGAGGCUACAGCAAACCAAAGUAGCUGAAUGUUAGCUCCCGGGCUAGCCGAUUCUGCUAAUGUUGUUAGCUCCCUUGCUGGCCUGAGUUUUCUUGCAGCCUGAGUUGAUAUUUUAGAAUAAAUUAAACUGUUUUAGUCCUUUUAAUCGGUCAGUUACUCGGGUAUUUGAUUUAUAGCACUGUUAUGUCCGCAUAAGUCCAAUGAAGAUGCAGUUCAUUUAAUGUAAUUGGAUUUUAGCGUUAGCUAACCUUGCUUUGAUUCUACUAGCCACUACAGAGUCUCUUUUUGUUGAACUCAAACGUAACUUUGAAUUGCAGGAAAGGGAGGUUUAAUGUUUAAUUCACCGAGAACGCAUGCAGUCAGUGUUUCACAUGACUUCCUGUCAGCGUGCUUUCAUUCAGUCGUGGAGCUCUCCGUGGUUCUGACGCAAGGGACCACCCCACCUCCAGGUUUUGGUUUUAAAUUGCAUUAAAAUGAGUACUACACUUUAAAUGAGCUACAAAAGGAUAACUGAACAGCAUAUUAGUUGAAAUCACUCCUGAGCUAGCUGUGGGGUUAGAGUAGAUGAAUAAAAAAAAAAGUCCUAUUUUUGGGUAUUAUCCUGUUGUCGCUAACGAGUAUUUUUAACACCAACGGAUGAUAAUAAAGCAAAUCAGUGGGACACCCUCAACUGUAAAAUGUCGAUGGUGUUGUUUGCCUCUGUGGUUCGCGUCGCGGACGGUCUGCCUCUCUCAGCAUCCACCGACUGCGAACAGGAGAAAGACCUCCAGGAGACGAAGAGGCAUCUUAAGGGUCUCUCCAAGAAGCUCAACCAGUUCCCUGACCGCUGCACACUCAAGUCCGGACCGUACAAUGUGAACUUCAUAUACUCGCUGGGUGUUGGAUACCUGAUGGUCUGCACUGGAAAUUACCCCAAUGUGCUGGCCUUCUGCUUCCUGGACGAGCUGCAGAAAGAGUUCAUCAUCACUUAUGACUCCAAACGCAUCAGCAGUGCCGUGCGGCCGUACUCCUUCAUCGAAUUCGACACCUUCAUCCAGAAGACCAAGCAGCGCUACAACAGCCCUCGCUCCCUGUCCACCAAGAUCAACCUGGCUGACAUGCAGACAGAGAUCAAGCUGCGCCCGCCCUAUCAGCUUUCCCCAGAGGACCUUCAGGCUAUCAAUGGAUUCUCGGUGCGAGCCGCUUCUAAAUACAAGGGCAUAGCCCCCACACAGAUGUUGGAGCCGGCGACGCUCCCUGGCAUUGUGUCCUGUGUGCUCAGCGUCCUCUGUGGAGGCCUGAACCUGCUGAGAGGUGUCCAUGCUAUAGAGAGCAUACUACAGGUCAGGACUUACUGCAGGGACAUUUGGAUACUUGAUGCAAAAACUUAACCAAAGAAUCUUGUUUAUAAAAUCUCUAUAGCCAUGUCUUCUCUGUUGCUUUAGAUGAACAAUCGCUGCAUAUUUUA